This is a messenger RNA of Anastrepha obliqua, 5133 nucleotides long. RefSeq names its product WD repeat-containing protein 19 (gene Oseg6). Gene Ontology annotation, cellular component: cilium; intraciliary transport particle A. Gene Ontology annotation, biological process: cilium assembly; intraciliary retrograde transport. The coding region runs from base 253 to 4398 and encodes 1381 amino acids. The record is from RefSeq and is a predicted model, not a curated record. Gene Ontology annotation, molecular function: protein binding. The transcript is spliced from 13 exons. NCBI's taxonomy places the organism in Eukaryota, Metazoa, Arthropoda, Insecta, Diptera, Tephritidae.
AGAACGGGCGAACAAAACAAAUGAAGAAAUUUUCUUGAACAGUCAUUUUGAGAAUAACUAAAAUUCAAAAAUUAAUUUCCGACUCAAAAAUUAAGAAAAGGAAAAAUGUAGGCAUACUGCAAGUGAGGAAAACUGGCGAACUCAUCAAAUAGUAUUAAUUUCGAUGUACUCGUAUUCCAGGCUAUAAGCAGCAUUUUUCGCAAAAGUGGACCUUUUCACUUAGUUCUUUCACCGAAUUAAAUUCAUCCCGACAUGUCAUUUGACAAAUUACUGUACAAGUUUGAUGACCCACAUGGGCCUGGAGAUGUUUAUUUUAUUUGGCAGAAAGGAUUGUCGGGCGCACUAUUGGCUACAACUGGCUCAGAUGGGUCAGUGGCUAUAUUCAAUCGCCAAGGACAAUUGGUUGAACGUUUGCUGUUAGCAGGAUUAUGUUCUGGCUUUGCUUGGGACCAAGGAGGCGAGCUGUUGGGUAUUAUAAAUGCCACCACUCCUAUUAUUACCAUAUGGGAUUCAAGCACACAAUUGAAAACCACAAUUGAAUCGGGUCUGCGCGAUCCGCUUACUUGCAUAGUGUGGUCCAAACAAGACCAAGUGCUGGCUGUGGGGACUGCGCGUGGCAAUCUGGCAAUUUACAAUCAUCGUUCCGGCAAACGCACCCCAAUUUUGGGCAAACACAAUAAGCGUAUAACAUGUGGCGCUUGGUCUGCUCAAAAUUUAUUGGCGCUGGGCUCUGAUGAUAAAAGCUUUUCCAUAAGUAAUGAAGCUGGCGACACUAUGCGAGUUGUGUCAUUGCGUGAUGCGCCAACUGACAUGUAUUUCGCACAAAUGGCUAGUGAGGAACGCACCAGUGGAAGUAAUGGUAGCCUGGGUGCUGCCAGCGGGAGUAUGGGAGGUAGCGAAAAUACGGUCAGCAUGAUUGUUGGUAAACGUACUUUGUAUCUUUACUAUUUACCCGAACAUGAUGCGCCAACAGAAUUGGGGUUUCAAAGUCGUUAUGGCUCACUGUUGCAGCACAAAUGGUUUGGUGACGGUUAUAUUUUGUUGGGUUUCUCAAAUGGACAUGUUGUGGCGAUAUCAACGCACCCACGUGAUGUUGGCCAAGAACUGUGGCAGGUAAAAAAUCACAAAGAAGAAUUGACUGGACUAGCGUACUGCCCGGCAUUGGACAUAGUGGCUUCCUGCGGUGAUGAUACCAUAAAAAUUCACUCUAUCACCAAUUUACAAGAAACCGAGAAAAUCAUAACCGUACCUGACCAUUCGGGCGUGCAAAUGAUCGAUUGGUCCAGUGAUGGACAAUUGUUGGCGGUUACCUCCAUGGCUGGCACUGUUUACAUUUACGUCACCAAAUUGUCGGUAAUGCAUGCCAUCUCACCACCGCGCAUAGCUAUUUUGAGCAGCUUGUCCGAGGUGUCCAUUUAUGUGUAUACACCCGAAAAGUCCACCAAAACGAUACCAUAUCGUCUGAGCUUAAUGGAUGAGCCAAGUUUUUUAGCCAUCGGCCCAUAUUAUCUAGCAACUGGCCUCGAUAAUCAUGUUUGGUUUUAUGACUUGGGCAAGACGCUGGGCGAUCAACCGCAAUUACUCAGCGAACGUGAUUUUCCUGGGCCAAUUGUGGCUUUUAAACUGAAUGCUGAUUACUGCGCGGCGCUGUGCAGUCCGCGCUUGUUAUUACAAGCAGUUGUUACCGAUAAUCCGAAUGUCAAGGAUAAGCUAUCGCAAACAUUUCCCACCGCACUGGCGGCACUCAAUGAUGCAGUGAUUACAUGCUUUUGUUUGACGCAGGAGUUUUUGAUAUUCGCAACAGAUCUCGGUCAUCUUAUCUACUUUUCACUGGAUAAGUGGGACGUUUGUACUAAGUAUUGUCACAACAUGGGCAUACAAAAGCUAUAUCCCGAUACGGAGGGUACAAAAAUAAUAUUUGUUGACGAACAUGGACAAGGAUACGUAUUUCUGCCGGCCUUGGAAGAAACUGUAAUUAUAACUGACUUUCCAAAAAAAUGCGAAGGCUGUUUGUGGGAUGUGGCACAACAACAAGUUUUUAUAACAUUCGAUACUAAAUUGGUGACUACUCAUGUUUUCGUGCGCUACUCGGUCAAAGGUAAACAUACGCUAAAGAUUGGCGAAAGUAAAUUGAAUCCCGCUCAGGUGCCACUUAUGUUGUGUGAGGGCGAAAUGGCACUGCACAUUGAUGGCGGUCAAUAUGCAACACAGACGCUAUCCACACACUUGGUCACACCGAGUGUAAGUCCUAGUGUAAAUCUAAAAACGCUCUUGAAUCUUAAAAACUACGUGGAGGCAUACAAAACUUGUGAACGCAUGAAUGCGCGCUCAGGCUGGUUGGAAUUUGGUGAGCAGGCUAUUGCCGACCUAGAACCGGAUAUUGCAUUGCGCGCUUAUCGUCACGUUGGCGAUGCUGCUAUGGUCGGCGCCUUGGAAAAUAUGCGCUACAUUGAGGAUGUGGCCAUGCUUACUGGGUUCUGUUGCUUAUUGCUGGGAAAGUAUGAGGAGUCAAAGGAUUAUUUCCUACGCGGCACAUAUACCAAAGAAGCACUCGACAUUUGCCGUGAUUUGCUGCAGUGGGAGCAGGCUUUAUUGUUGGCGCACAAAUUCGAGCCUGAUGAGGUGCCGUUUAUUGCGCGCGAAUAUGCACAGCAAUUGGAAUUCACCGGCAAUUACGCCGACGCACUGUAUCACUAUGAAAAGGGUUACAAGGAAGACCUAAUCAAUGACAAAGAAGAGCAACUGAUGAACGCCUCGCCAGAGUAUUUGGAACAUGUACGCCAAUGUAAAAUGGGCAUUGCACGUACAUCUAUACGAGCAGGAGAUUUCCGACGUGGCAUUCAAUAUGCCGUCGAACUGAACGACAAUCAAUUGCUUUACGACUGCGCCGAGUUAUUGGCUACAGUGGGCCAUUACACCGAAGCCGCUGGGCUGUAUGAGCGCGGCGAAUACUUUGAUGAGGCUUGCAACCAUUAUAUCAAUUUGAAGAUGUGGAACAAAGCUAACCAGAUUCUACCGCAGGUGCAGAGUACCAAAUUGCACGCCGCCUAUGCUAAAGCCAAAGAGGCGGACGGCCAAUUUCAAGAGGCUAUUAAUAGUUAUCGCAUUGCCGGCGAUUUGGACGCUUGCGUGCGCAUCUAUCUGGAUCAUUUGUGCGAUCCACAUGCCGCCUCCGAGAUAGUACUCGAAUCGCGUUCCAUGGAAGCCGCGAAGAUGUUGGCGAAAUUCUAUCAGAAAAUUGGUGACAUCGAGCAGGCGCUGCAGUUUCUAGUCAUUUGCGGUUGUGUGGAGGAGGCCUUCGCACUCGCUCAGCGACAUAACAAACUUAAGCAACAUGGCGAAUUGUUGCAACGCUACGAGAAUGCCAAGUCAAGCGAUUAUCUGGCGUUGGCGCAUUAUUUUGAGGCCGAGAAGUAUACGCUGCUGGCGGGGAAGUAUUACUUUUUGGCGCGUGAAUUUAGUAAAGCUUUACGUUUUCUGUUGAAAGCAUCGGCAUUCAGUAAUGAAGAAUCGCAGGCACUCUCACUGGCCAUCGACUGUGUGGCCACGUCGAAUAAUGAACACUUAGCUACACAACUGAUUGAGUUUCUGUUGGGGGAAGUGGAUGGUGUGCCGAAGGACCCGCGCUAUUUAUUCCGGCUGUAUAUGGCGCGCAAACACUACAAAGACGCGGCGAAGACGGCUGUUAUUGUGGCGAAUCAGGAGCAGUUGGCUGGUAAUUAUAAGACGGCGCGUGACAUGCUAUUUUCUAUGUAUCAGGAGUUGCGUCGCAAUAAUUUGGCUGUAUCUUCGGAUAUGCGUCACAAUUUGAUUUUGCUACAUCGCUACACUUUGGUGCGCACGCACGUUAAGUUGGGCAAUCAUCUGUUGGCUGCCAAGUUGCUGGUGCAGGUCGCUGCCAACAUCUCACAGUUUCCAGAACAUAUUGUGCCCAUACUCACCUCCACUGUGAUCGAGUGUCAUCGCGCUGGUCUCAAAAAGUCCGCUUUCAUUUACGCCUCAAUGUUAAUGCGCCCCGAUUAUCGCCAUCAGUUGGAUCCGCGCUAUGCAAAGAAAAUCGAGUCCAUCGUGCGUAAGGCGCCGAAAGGCAUCAAAAUGCUAAGCGAUGACAUCGACGCUGAGACAAUGGAGUGCCCGAUUUGUGGCGCCAACUUGCCAAAUAUGGAAGUGACUUGCCACAGUUGCAAGACGACGCUGCCCAUUUGUAUAGCAACGGGCCAGCAUAUUAUCAAACAGCAGAUGACUUCGUGUCCGGAAUGUGAUUUUCUUUGUUUUCGCGCGGAAAUGGAAAAAAUACUUUCUGAACUGAACGUGUGUCCGAUGUGUGGUGAACAUGUGGCGCCCGAGCAGCUACUGGAUGUGGAGGAUAUACGACCUUAUAUACUGGCUUCAUCUUAGUAGCAUCUGCUGUUUGUAGUACUUCUUAUGUUUUAAGCUCAAAAUACUCAUACGUAACUGUUGUGUAAUCGUAAUAAGUCGCACGUUAAUCAGCACAAAGAAACUGGAGUACAUAUUAAACCAGAAAUGCACAUAAGGUACAAUAUAUACAAAUAUUACAUUAGUUUGGGGAAAAAGAAAUCCAUUACUUUUGCGUUUAAUUUUGCGCAAAUGGCUUAAAACUGCCUUAUGGUCGAUCUUUAGCUCCUGGGCGAUGCUACGAAUACUAACCUGGCGGUCAACUUCGAUUAUUUCUGUGAUUUUAUCGACAUUUUUGACAUUAUCAACAUUUUCUUUCAUCAAAAUUGCCUGAAUGGAAUCGACGAAACCAAAAUUGUAGGUAUCGGCACCAUAAACUCCGUUCACAAUUUCAGCGGCCUGGCUUGCAUCUUCACCUUUAUCAAAGAAAAACUGUUAAGUGUACCGAAUUUUCACUUUGAUCACUUCCAUUGUUAAUACCCUGUAACUCACGACUGAAUGGAAUUAGUGUGAAAUGUCACCUUUACAACAAACAUAAACUUUAAGUUGUUUGAUCGAUACUUUACGAGAUAUCGAUCACUCCACUCCAGCCAUCUACCGAGAAAGUAAUGAAUCUCUUUUUCAUGUAAUUUUUGAAACUUGUUUUUUUUUUUUUUUGAAAACUUCGGUUAUUUUGUGCCUUACAAAAAUUGAAUGCAAAUUAAGAAAUUAAGUUUA